AUGAAUUCAUUAAUUAGAAGAGUGGAAAAGAUUCAAAAAGAAUGUGUAGAUGCUAAAGAAAAGAAUAAAAAAUUGUUAAAUGAAGGUGAUGCAGAUGCCUUUACAUUGUUAAGAAGAAAGAUUGGUUUAGAUAUUAAAGGAAUUUAA
Messenger RNA from Heterostelium album PN500, 147 nucleotides. RefSeq lists its product as uncharacterized. The transcript has a single exon. Lineage: Eukaryota; Evosea; Eumycetozoa; Acytosteliales; Acytosteliaceae. The record is from RefSeq and is a predicted model, not a curated record. The coding region runs from base 1 to 147 and encodes 48 amino acids.